This is a messenger RNA of Nothoprocta perdicaria, 1041 nucleotides long. Its product is annotated as G protein-activated inward rectifier potassium channel 3-like. The transcript has 4 exons. The record is from RefSeq and is a predicted model, not a curated record. NCBI's taxonomy places the organism in Eukaryota, Metazoa, Chordata, Aves, Tinamiformes, Tinamidae. Gene Ontology annotation, molecular function: inward rectifier potassium channel activity. Gene Ontology annotation, cellular component: plasma membrane. Gene Ontology annotation, biological process: regulation of monoatomic ion transmembrane transport; potassium ion import across plasma membrane. Bases 1 to 1041 code for a protein of 346 amino acids.
AUGCGGAUACAGGGAUUUGGGGAUGGAGGGUCAUGGGUGCACAGGGAUACAGGGACACGGGACAGCCGCCGCCGUCAGCGCUAUGUGGAGAAGGACGGCAAGUGCAACGUGCAGCACGGCAACGUGCGCGAGACCUACCGCUACCUCACCGACAUCUUCACCACCUUGGUGGACCUCAAGUGGCGCUUCAGCCUCCUCGUCUUCAUCCUGGCCUACGCUGUCACCUGGCUCUUCUUCGGCCUCAUCUGGUGGUUCAUCGCCUACAGUCGCGGCGACCUGGACCACCUGGAGGACCACGCGUGGACGCCGUGCGUCAACAACCUCAAUGGCUUCGUCUCGGCCUUCCUCUUCUCCAUCGAGACGGAGACGACCAUCGGCUACGGCCACCGCGUCAUCACGGACCAGUGCCCCGAGGGCAUCGUGCUGCUGCUGCUCCAGGCCAUCCUGGGCUCCAUGGUGAACGCCUUCAUGGUGGGCUGCAUGUUCGUGAAGAUCUCGCAGCCCAACAAGCGGGCCGAGACGCUCGUCUUCUCCUCGCACGCCGUGGUGUCGCUGCGCGACGAGCGCCUCUGCCUCAUGUUCCGCGUGGGCGACCUGCGCGACUCGCACAUCGUCGAGGCCUCCAUCCGCGCCAAGCUCAUCCGCUCCAAGCAGACGCAGGAGGGCGAGUUCAUCCCGCUCGACCAGACCGACCUGAGCGUGGGCUUCGAGACGGGCGACGACCGCCUCUUCCUCGUCUCGCCCCUCAUCAUCAGCCACGAGAUCGACGAGCGCAGCCCCUUCUGGGACAUGUCCCGGCAGCAGCUCGAGAAGGACGACUUCGAGAUCGUCGUCAUCCUCGAGGGCAUGGUGGAGGCCACGGGGAUGACGUGCCAGGCGCGGAGCUCCUACUUGGUGGACGAGGUGCUGUGGGCGAUGCCACCAUGUGUGGUGGCGUGCCAGCCCACGGUGACACCCCUGCUCGCGGUGACGCCGUUGGCCUGCGGUGAUGUCCUUGCCCAUGGUGGCCUCCACGCGCACAGAGGUGCCUGUGCACAGUGA